AUGCCGGUGAGCCCUCACGUGAGGAACUGUCGACCUCACGCAGCCAACUUCAUAUCCGUCAACUAACUGACUCCCACCAGCUCCUGCUCAUAUCCGGCUACCCAUCCUCAGGCAAAACCUACCGCUCCAACCAACUGAAACAAUACUUCGACCACAAGAUCUCCCAGGCUCAAGCCUCCGCAGACCCCAAGGACAGCCACAUCAAGCGCCUCAAGACCAUCCACAUCUCCGACGACGCCCUCUCGCUAUCCCGCGAUGUCUACGCCGCCGCCUCGCGUGCCGAAAAGGACGCGCGGGCAACUUUCUCCUCGGCCAUCAAGCGUGUCCUGACAAAGGACACCCUCGUGAUCGCCGACGGGAUGAACUACAUCAAGGGCUUCCGCUACCAGCUCUACUGCGAAGCCAAAGCCGUCCAGACGACUUCCUGCGUCGUCCACGUCGGCACACCCGCGGAGCAAUGCAGGCAGUUUAACGAGCAGACAGAAGCCUAUCCGCCUGAAGUCUUUGAGAAUCUGGUCUUUCGGUACGAGGAGCCGAAUGGCAUGAAUCGAUGGGACGCACCGCUCUUCACCGUUCCCAUCGAUGAUGCGGCGCCACCGUGUGAGGCGAUCUGGGAGGCGAUGGUGGGAUCGGAUGGCAAGGCGAAAGUGGUGAGACCGAAUGCUGCUACGGUGUUGAAGCCUGCGGCGGAACAGGAUUACCUCUACGAGUUGGAUAAGACGACGUCCGAUAUCAUCACUCGUAUAACCGUCUGGUUGCAGGAUCACGCGGGAGAGGGAGGCGGCGAGCUUGCGGUGCCAGAGUCAGAGCAGAGCGUCACAUUGCCCGCCACGGCCCCUUCUCUGCCGCAACUACAGAGAUUGAGGAGGCAGUUCAUUGGGCUGAAUCGACAGCACACGCUCAGCAAGAGCAGAAUUCGUGACUUGUUCAUACACUAUCUGAAUGAUGCCUUUCAAUCCUGA
This is a messenger RNA of Lecanosticta acicola, 962 nucleotides long. Lineage: Eukaryota; Fungi; Ascomycota; Dothideomycetes; Mycosphaerellales; Mycosphaerellaceae. The record is from the annotation of a GenBank genome assembly.